This is a messenger RNA of Strigops habroptila (Kakapo), 8039 nucleotides long. RefSeq names its product interleukin 1 receptor associated kinase 2 (gene IRAK2). The transcript is spliced from 13 exons. Gene Ontology annotation, biological process: signal transduction; protein phosphorylation. The record is from RefSeq and is a predicted model, not a curated record. Gene Ontology annotation, molecular function: protein kinase activity; ATP binding; protein binding. Gene Ontology annotation, cellular component: plasma membrane. The coding region runs from base 584 to 2806 and encodes 740 amino acids. Lineage: Eukaryota; Metazoa; Chordata; Aves; Psittaciformes; Psittacidae.
GUCCCCAGUUGUGCAGCAUCCAGUGCUGUGGGAGCAUGGUUGGUGCAGAUCUCGGGGGAGGAUCUAGGUUUAAACACACAGACAUAUCUAUACCCACACGGGUGACCAAGCCACUAGCAGACUGCCCUGGAUAUGUGGCCAGCGCCUGGGCUGAGCGGGCAAGCUCCUUACCUACCACCCCUCGCAUUGUGAGCAGCCGUUGCCCAGCCUGUCGGCAAUACCAGCUGCGCGUAACAGGCAGGAAAGCAUCUUUCACCUCCAUCCCGUGAAACCUGUCAUUUGGCAAUCGGGCUGGAGCAGUAAGCGCUCAAUGGAAAGGAAAAUCUGAUUUGCAUUUGGGGCCUGACGUCAGCCGGAGCAGGAAGCAGGAGCGUGGUCUGACCCUGCCAAGAAACGUUUGCUCAUGUCGCUCGGCUCUUCCGCCAGCAAAGAGUGAGUCUGGCGGGGUGGGGACAGGCUGAGAAGGACAGCCCUUUUGAGAAGAGGAAGCGUUUGGAGAAAAUCAACCCUCCACAGCGGGCGCAGGAGGCAGAGGGUGGUGAGCGUCCCUGCCCUAGGCACGCACCAUGCGUAGCCGCGGCUGAUGGCCACGGCGGGGGCAAAGGACACGCUGGAGAGGGACUGCGAAGCAAUGACCCUGCAGCAGCCGCCCCUGGCCCUGAAAGGGGGCUCCCCCCCAGCGCUGUACAUCCACAGCAUGCCUGCCUGGGUGCUGGAGGACUUCUGCCAGAAGAUGGACUGCCUGAGCGACUACGACUGGAUGCGGUUCGCCUCCUACGUGAUAACUGACCAAACGGAGCUACGGAAAAUCAAGUGCAUGGAGAAGACGGGGAUCAGCAUAACAAGGGAGCUGAUGUGGUGGUGGGGAGUGAGACUGGCGACAGUGCCGCAGCUCCUGGACCUGCUGCGAGGACUGCAGCUCUACCGGGCGGCCCAAGUCAUUCUGGACUGGACAUCAGCCUCUAAUAUUGCCAACUCUGGAAAAGAAGAGCUGGUAGAGCCGCCUAAACCAGAGAACAGAUCUUUAACUCCCAUAGAAAACAAGAAGAUAGACAGAGAAAAUGGGAUAAAUCUGUUGCCAUCAACAGACUCUUCACAUCCGGGAGUACCACCAGCAGUUUCAGGUGCUGUUUCUGAAGGAGCCUUGUAUUCACUCCCUUUGCCACCACCUCCCCCAAGAGAUCUUUUGAAAUCCUUAGAGUCAAAUCCUCCUGUCUCAUCAAGUGUGAAGCCUUGCAGCUCUCCUGCUCCUCAGCAGGAGACAAUGACGGAUCUCCCCAGUGGGAGUCUUCUGUGGACCCAGAGAGAAGUUACUAAUGCCACAAGUGGUUUCAGUGACAAGAGCAGAAUUUGUGAAGGUACUUUUGCGGAUGUCUACAAAGGUCAGAGGAACAACGUAGAGUAUAUCAUCAAAAGACUGAAAGAGAUGGAAUGCACAAGCCCGGAUUCCACCCAAAGGUUCUUUCAUACUGAAGUACAGAUUUGCUUUCGGUGCUGUCAUGUCAACAUCUUGCAGCUGCUGGGUUUCUCAGUAGAAACUGGAUUGCACUGUCUGAUAUAUCCCUACCUGCCUAACGGAUCACUACAAAACAGACUUCAGUGUCAAGAUGAUUCUGCUGCACUGACCUGGGAGAUGCGAAUUAGCAUUUCUAUAGGGCUCCUCCGAGCUACAGAGUAUUUACAUAAAUCUGGAAUUCUUCAUGGAAAUAUCAAAAGCUCCAAUGUCUUGUUGGAUGAAAACUUUACACCAAAGCUUGGACAUUCAGGUCUGCGGCUGUAUUCUGUUGAUAAAAAAUCAGAAUAUGCCACAAUGAAAACCAAAGUCCUACAGGCUUCUCUUACUUAUCUGCCAGAAGAUUUUAUUAGACAUGGGAAGUUAACAGAAAAAGUCGAUACAUUCAGCUGUGGUGUGGUCUUAGCAGAGAUACUGACAGGGAUUAAGGCCCUGGAUGAAGGAAGAGACCCUAUUUAUCUGAAAGAUAUGAUUGCUGAUGAAAUUCAAUUAGCAAAAGAAAGCUCAUAUUCCAAAGUAAAAAAAUUGGAAAAGCUAGCUGCUAAGGAAAUAUGCUGUAAAUAUCUAGACAAGAAAGCAGGACACUUGCUGGAAGAGGUUGCAAUUGAUUUUGCCUCAGCCAUCUGCCUUUGUCUGAAAAAGAAGAACUGUAACACAGCAGAGGUGCUUGAAAUUAUGGAAAUGGCUGAAAAGAAAUUAAGAGAGCAUUACAUCUGUGGAGGCAGCACUUCUGGAUUCUCCAUGAACACUCCUGAAGAAACUGAUGAUGAGACAGUGAGUCUCAGCAUGGACGUGCCUUCUGCAGGGAAGAAUAAAGAGGACAGCACACAGCCUGCCAUCCUGACCAGUGCCAAUCCGUGCCCACCUUCAAUAGGUGUUGUGUCACCUGCCAUUUACUGUGAACAGAUGUCAAGGGUUCCUUGUGAAUCAGAUGAAUCAAGUAGUUUUAUAUGGAACCCUUCAGAAAGAUCUACAGAUGAGCUAUCUAGCUGUAACAAAUCAGAAAACGUGGCAGCCUCUGAUUACAAGAUCAAGCAGGAAAAGCCUGCACAUGGACUCCAGGAAAGAAAUGCGGCAUGUGCCAAAAGUGAUGAUGUCUUAGAAGCAGCGUCUACUGCACAGAGCACCUCUCAACAAAACCACACAGACCUUGACUCUCCAUGUUCUUCACAAGCAUUAGCCAGAGAGACAUCUUGGAAAAUAAAGAUAAAUGAUAAAAAAAAGAAGCUCAUGGAAAAUAUUUUGCUGUAUGAAGAAGACAAAUUAAACAGCUCUGAACUUUUUGAAUCAUAAAUUGGAUGGAUUUAUCAACAGUGGCCAGCUCUGAAGAAAAAUAAGGACUGUCUCCUCAUUAGAAAGCUGGUAAAAGUGUAUCUUUCUUGUAAGUUUAAGUAGCAGAGUUGGAUCAGAAUCGUUAGCCCCGACUGAAGAAAACAGAAGUGAUCACACUGAGAAGAAACAGGAAACAUCUGUUCUAAAGCAGAUAAAAGCACAAUGCCACUCUGUAAACAGAAAUGCCUUCUUCCUUCUCAUGUGUAAUGUAGAGAUAUGGCAGACACAAACUGCCAAAAUAAUUUACCAUCCUUUUGCAGUGUAUUUCAGAAAGCAUCUACAUAUAAUGUAUGUCUUGUUAAAAAGCACAGUCCUAGGAGUUAUAGGGCAAGCACUAAUCAGCAACCAGUUAGCAAUGCUCUUUACUGUUAUUGUGCAAGCAGACAGAAAUCUCCAGAGAGACUGAAGGUUUCUAUUUUCCAAAGAAUCUAUCCUAUUCCAUAUUAUCUUAGCCCACAUACUCAAAACUACUGCAUUACCAGAGAGGGGAUUUUUUAUGCAAGUUCUCACAUGUAUUCUACAUGACUCAAUCGCAAUCUGAAUUGCACUGAACAUAGUAGUAAGUAAAUAAUUAGAGCCAUAUUAGUCUAUGAGUUUCUCUACUACAUAGGUAUGACAAGUUUUGGAAGUUUUAACCUUUCAGCUUCACUGUUGGGAGCUCUAAGAUGGUGUUUAAUGCUUCAUAAUUGAUUCUUGAAGUUAAUUUUUUCUAAGUGUCCUUUAUAUGUUGUUAAGGUUUCUCAUUGUGCUUCACAUGGUAACUGUUGUAUAUUUUGGAUUAGGGACAAGAUUUUAAUUUAAAAUGUCUUUAAUUUUGUUAUAGGUCACUUGAAAUUUGGUUUGUUAUAUUUAUUUUGGCUAUCAGUGAAAGAUGAGCUAGUGAGUGGACCUGUUCAUGGUGCCACACUCACCACAUGUUCUUAGAGAAGAAUAGUUUUGUGUGUCUCUUGGCUUACCCAGCAUUAGCAGCCUUGGGUUCAGGCUUGGUGAUCACGCUUAAAAGAAGAUAAAACCAACAAACUUGUAUGCUGUCAUAUUUAUUAUCAAGUGAAAGCCCCUUAAAGUGUCACUUUCAUUGUUACAACUAUUUAUUACAUGUGAUAUUGUUAGUAUGUUCUUGUGCAGUCUAAGGAAAUGCAGGUUUAUUAUAAACAAAAAGAACUAUCAGAACAUGUAGCUCAGCUUACAGACUGCUGCCUCCUUAGCUUAGCUAAAAGGGCCUGAUGUACAGAAAUGGCUAAAAUUCACAAUGAAGUUGAGAGAAUAUUUUUUAAAAACCAUGAUUUUUUUUAUGUAAUUCUUUUUUCACUGGAAUUGUGUAAUGGUCUAGUUUUUCUGCCUUUACAUGAAGGUCUCUGAGAAAGACCUCAUAUCUUCUAUAGUUGUAUAGUACCUAGUUCAUUGUAGGUACUACUAGGAGCAAGUAAAAGUAUUUUAACUAAAGACCUGAGUAUUAGAAUCAUCUAUACAUUUGUCUGUCAAAUUGAUUUCUACACCAAAACCUGGUAAAAUUCCAUAUUUAGAAGUGCCUUCGAUACUGUCUAUGUAUUUGCCGGUGUCAGAUUCUUUAUUUUAGCAGAAUCAAACCAAGAAAACGUGGGUACUGACAUAAAAAGCAUUAAGUGUAUUCAGAUUGGUCAGUAACUGCUUAAUUCCACAUGAGAUUUAAUUGAGAUACUUUAUGGUGCUGCAAAUUUAAUAUUUGUUGGUUUUCGUGGGUACUUUUUGAGAGAUCCAUGUUAAGUACCUUGGUUCUCGUCCAGGAAGAAAUGCUCACAGACACCCCAGGACUGAAUGGAAAACCUAAGUUUUUUAAAUUGAGAAACAUAAUUUAUACAGUUCUGUUUCAUGAAAAUGCUUUAAUGAUUUUGUACUCUUUCAGUCACAAAAUGAAUUUGUUGUUUUUUCCGCCUUGUUCCAGGUUAGUUUUAAAAUAUUCUGAGGUGAUAUACAUGGACUUAUAGAGUUACAUGAGUACAUAAUGUAACAUCUACAAGACACUGCAUAGUCUUAGACUAAUGAUGCUCUGCAGAGUAUCUUGGCUAUUCAGUAUAAUGUAUGUUUUAAUCUCAACUCAGCAAAUUUAUACAUUACCAUUUACUAAUACCUUUGUGAAUAAAAAAAAAAAGAAAAAAAAUCCUUUAUAGCCUGCUUUUUCUUGAUUUAUGGCUCAGAAAAAUGUGUCUCAAUCCACCCUAUUUAGGUAAUUUUGUGUUUGUAAUAAUUAGUACAAACAUGUAUAUUUGGUCUUUGUUCACUAAUGAAUAGCUGAUUUUUUUUCCUUUGAGAUGUCUCUAGAGAAAAAUUUCUAAAAUUAAUAAUUACAGAAUUACUGGGAUACAACUGACAUUUAUUGAUGCUCAGAUGCACAAUCUGUAGUAUCCUUUAAGAUAUUGUAGCUCUUUCUCAAAAAUUAAGGACAACUCUGCUUUGUUUUUACCCAUGAACACUAGAAUAAGGACAUAGAAUAUAUUUUUUUAAAAAAAUAGAGUGAUUCUGGAACUACAGAACUGUGCAAGGAAAACUGCCAACAGCAACAUCGCCAAUGCUUUGUCUGAGUAACACUCUUCGCUAAACUCUAUCAAUUAAUGGUUGCCUGUGUCUAAAAGCACAGAUCUAGUCACAGCCUUUAAAUAUAUACAUGUAUAUAAUUAUGUAGGGUCAUUGUUUGCCAUCAUUCAGUCCCACAGAACUUUUUAUUAUUGGUGGUAUCUUGUAGUCUUGAGUUCUGUUAUAGAAAACAAGCCCGAAGGUGCACAUGUAAAUGAAAAUUUCAGGUUUAUGUCAUCAUUUCCUUUUCGCCAGUUAAUAACUCAUAGAGGGCAGUCUAACAUCGUUUGUGCACUUGAAGACUUCUAGAGUUGUUCCUGUCAUUCGUAUUUUUAGGUAUGAAGUAAUGUUUCUCAGUGGAAGUCUUUCAAAUCUUGACUUCCUGUUCCUGUGAAAAACAACAAGAAUGAACACAGUGGAUUGGAUUGAGAAAAUAUUUCACUUGAAUUAUAAAGCGGAUGUAAAAAUCCUUUGUUGCAGCAGAGCUACUUUAUUGUUUUGUUUCAGUUGCUGUAGUUGGUAGCUUUCUGUAGACCAAAAGGCAGAUUUUUAUCUAAACAAAGUGAGGCAAUGAAACACAUUGAGUUUGGUUUGUGUUGGCCAAAACCAAGUGUAGUCUCUUAACUAUUUACCCUUUGUUUUUAUCUGUAUAACUUGAUAAUGUUGUCUGAACCUUGUUUAGUAUCCUGUGAUGUCUGAUGGUCAUUUAAUACUUCCAUUCAGAUAGACAAAUAUUGAUGUGUUUUAUAUGCACCUUCCUUUUUCUCAUCUUUUGGGUUGUUGCUCUCCCCUAACUCACAUGCUGUUUAGUUGUUCAUAACUGCUUAAACAUGUUACAUACAAAUAGACUUUUUCAUUUAUUGUCUAACUUGAAAAUAAACCUGAGUGUGAUGAGGUAAAUGCUGUACAAAGGAACAGAAAAUAAGCGUGACUUGAGAGAGCAACACGUUGAAAAUCACAGGAAGAAGAAAACAAAGCACCAGUGAUCCACUGUAAUAUUCCUUAAGGCACUCCACAGCGUUUUGGAAUGUCAAAAAGGAGGAAUCUCAACCACAUGAAGUUCAGGCUGAUAGCCCACAAAGUGGAAGAGUUGUAAGGUAGAUUGCAGCUCAAGCAGCAUCCAUGUCAUUCCUAAACUUGAAGGCAGCUGAUGAUUGCACCUGUGUUCAGACAGACAGGGAACAAAAACAGGUGAAAGAACCUGCAGCUGUUCAGAAUGACUCAGGACAUCCUGUGACUUGUCCAAGCACAGCCACUGGAGGAGCCUCUCCGAGUCUGUGUUUGUGGAUGGAGAAAAACCAAACAAACAGGUGAAUGGAUGCGUUGAGAUGCUUGUGGGAUCUUGGUGGUUAGAAUCUGUUUGAAAAAAAUUAGGAAGAUGAAAUGCUUUUUUUAGACUGUUUCUUACUUUAGGAGUUUCCUGGGUUUGUAAAGCCCAGUCUAGUGAUGUGCCAUUACAGGAAAAGAGAAACAUUAGAUCAUGCUUUAGAUUGAGGAACUGUUACAAUUGAAGUGACUGGAUAUUUUCGCCCUCCCUCGUCUGUAAAGAAUUAAACGCUUCAAGUAAUUAUAAAAUAGUAGCUGAUUGAGUGAUUCUUGUUACUUCUUUAGUGGGAAAUUACUCUUCUUUUUAUUUAUUAUUUUGCAUAGGAACUAGGUUGAUUAUAGCCUAAUUAGUCAUCUUAUUUCGUUUUCACAAUUGAAUAAUCAUCUUAAAUUAGUGGAAGAAGAUAAUUCUCUCUAUGUAUAUAUAUAUAAAAACAUAUAUAAUGAAACAUAAAUAUAUAUUUCAUUAUCUCAAAUUAUUAGUAAGAAUGAUCCACAAAGAAACAAGCAUAUUCAGCUCCACCAUUUGAUUGAGGGGCUUGUCUUGUUGUAAAGUAAGUUUGUUCAUUGUUAAUUCGUUGCAUCUUGGCAUCCAUUGUAUGCAGUACUUGGGUUAGAACAACCAGUUGUACUGAAUACCCAGGUAAUUUACCCACCUUUUGUUAGACGGUUUUUUUCCCCUCAAUGUCAUUGCUCAGAAAUAAGAUAAUGAGAAUGCCAGCUUCAAAAUUAUCUGUACUGUGACAGAGGGUAGAAAUUGAGCGUAUUUUGUCAAGUAGAUGGCAUAGCUGUUUUGGAAAAAGUCCUAGAGCAGAUAUUGUAACAUAGGCUGUUUUAUACUACCCUCUUGAGGUUGAUGUCAUAUUUGCAAGAGUGAAAAUACUGCACACAUUUAUAGGUCCAAAGAUUUUUUUUCUCUAGAUCACCAGCAAAAUCUGGGAGAGUUCUGUUGCCCUCUUGCUUUGCUUUUUUUAAGAUAGACAGACUUAGAACGUUCUGUUUCAUAAGCUGGAGCAGCAACAACACAGCAUAAUAGCCUGUACCUCAAUCUGUAUGCUGUGGACUAGCUUAGCCAUAGUUUUUAUUUCUCAGUGAGUAGACUGUAUCCUACACAACUCUGUCAGAAUUCUAGAAGCAGCCAUCCUAACUACAGAGCUGUUUAUUUUAAGAAAAGAUUUAUGCAGUAUCUCUAGCUGACAGCUUAUUUCCUGUACUUUGGGCAGCUGAUUGGCUGGCUGUUUCCAUGGAAUAUGCUUAGAAAACAUUAAUUAUAAAUAGAACAUAAGCCAUAGAUGUGCUGUGGAAGUGAUGAUUAGAG